AUGGGUUCAAACUUUGAGGUGGUGGACAUUUUUACAGUCUCCAAACUGGCAUGUGACCUAUACCAUAACUGCUCCCUGGCAACCAGAGAUGCUCCCGAUGGUUUCAGGCAGCUUGUCACCGAGCUGGCCUCUUUUCAGGGUGUCCUUCGAGCACUAUGUGAUGAUGUCAACUCGAACACAUCCUUUUUCGAAGAACUCGAGGAGAAUCGGAAGCGUAUUCUGGAGCGAUGCAUGAAUGGCUGUUAUCAAACAUUGCAGCGGCUCAGGGACCUGCUUACCAAGUAUCGAAAUAUGGGCAUUGGUGACGAAAAGCAGUUUUGGCAAAGACUCGAUUCGCGAAGAAAGAAUAGUGAGUCAAUAUCAGAGGCGGAAUCACACAGAACAAACGUCAAGGAUGCUGUUACAAGUGCUAUGCAACAGCUUCACCAGGUUCGAUUACGAGAGCAAUCACUUCGACCUCUGCGAUAUGAACCGCAGGACAGAUUCCACAGGCCUGACGCCGAUCUCCUCAAGAAAUUCGACGAGUCUGCCCAUGAUGAGUUAAGAAUUCGACGUCUAAGCACAGGCGAUUGGCUUCGGGUUGCUGUUUGGUGGUUGCUGAAGGCCCGUUCAACACUCGCCAAUUGUGACAAGGCAAACCUCACCGGCGCACGGGGCAGUAUAAGUCCAUCGAUAGAGUCCAGGACUACAAGUCAACAGGCUUAUAUAGAUAUUUUGAAGGCAUCCUACAUUCUGUACGACAUCGUUCUGAGGGGAAAUGAAAAUUCACAGGCAAUUCUAGCAGAUGAGAACAGGAAACUGAUCGCUGAUUUGUCUGAGGGGAUAAAGGAAGAACUCUCGCAGUUCAGCGCUAUGGAUGUCCCCGAGUACUCAAUUCUCCACUCCCAAAACUUUGAGAUAUGGGAAUCAUUGCAGUCGGAGGAAUCGCUAGAGAAUGGCGGCAAUGCUUUUAUUGGUCUUGGGAACGCCCGUUGGAUUACAGUCGAGCAAGAAGACGCUGGGGACGAAGAAGAAAAGGUGCUGUUUCGGACAUUUGUGAACGCUGGAAUAGGGGGUAAGAAAUUCCGUAUGCGAACAAAAGGUGCCCCGUACAUGCUCCUUUUGUCAACCAGAGAUGGGGAGAGUGAACCGAAAAUUACCAUCUGUAACCAGAGCGGGACUCUCUGCUUACAACGAGAUUUCGUGCCGGAUGACCUGGUACAGCUCAUUGGCAUUUCCCAUGCCUCCCUCAGCGGCGUUCCUGGUGCAAAAAUCUCAGAGCCCGUGUUGCUGAAAUUUGAAUCCAUCAGCGUUUCGAUAUCAUUUCAGUACGGAGCAGAUCUCCUGGAGUUCAUCAAUAUACCCAAAGCGUAUUUCGAUGCAGUAUGGCAGCGGGAGCCGAUGGAUUCAGACCAAUUUUCCGAGAGUGUUUUGUUCAGGGGUUCUGUUGAGAUAUUCGAACAGCUGAAGGCCCCUAGCAUGAAAUCUAUGAAUCCCCGGAUGGUUCACAGAUCCUGCCAAGUUCGCAUACUGGAACGAUCAUUUGGAGAAGCUUGGCGGACUGUUCGACGCAUUGUGAUCAGCUCGUCGGCGGCAGAGAAGAUCCCGAGAAGCAUGGAACUGUUCAUGCCCAUGGCCAAUGUUCAGAUCAAUCGCGAAGAAGCCUCCCGUCAAGUCGUGCUUAAGUGGUCAGACACUUGUCAAGAAAAAACGGACACGGAUGGAAAUUACAACAAACAGUUUUCCUAUGUAUACGAUCACAGCAAUCCCAACAUAGGCAUGAGUCUGCAUUUUCGGAACCAGGCGAAAGCCGAGGAAUUCGAACAGGCAAUUCUGAGCCUGAGUAUCAGGCCAAGUUUUUCAUGGACGCAGGCUAGCAGUUCUGGCUGUGUCUACGACGUGGUAGAUACUGUAUUGGAUCAAAAACAGUACAAGACUAUAUUGCUCCAUCGAAGUCAGUCGUCCUGGAAGUACUGCGAUAUCUUCUAUCUGUACCGUGAUACGAAUUACACGUAUGAACAUUCGGGUUUCCGCGUCCAAUUCCCUCGGAUCUACUACACCGACUAUAUAUCAUCACACGUUGACAAGCUAUAUCGAGCCGACAGUCCUGUGAUCUUCUCCCACUGUGAGAAAAAGGUGGGCAAAAUGACAGUAGAGUUUAGCCACGAACCUAUCCUCCGCGCAUUCAUGAGCGCCCUCGCUACCUCAUAUGAGCUGCUUUUCUCCAGGAACGCUCACUUGGUCGCAGCAAAAGAAAAGACCCUUUUCGUCUCUAAGAAAUGGAAAGGCGGUGCCGAGGUUAAGCUUUGGAGAACCGGAAAUUCCGUUCAGCUUGCGUCUCGAUGGAACGAUCGCGUCACAGACAAAUGGCUUACAAUGUCUAUACCCCCGGGAGCCCUGGAGCCGACCAAGGAUGGCAAUCAGGUUAGCUUUUCUCAUAUGCAGUACUCGCUUGGGACGGUUCUCGAUAUGGCUCACAUUAUCACCAGGAAUCCGACUGAGAAGGGUAAAGCUCGUUUGGAGGGCACCAUUACAAUAACCUUUAUGGCUGUGGGGGAUCGAGAGGAAUUCGUGGCCGCUCUGGAGAGAGAUUAUCAGCAGUUCUUGACUCCCGUGGUCUCGGACGGUGGGUUUGAUGUUGAUGAUGCCGCGUCUGCCGGUAUCAUUCGUUCCAAGAUCACCCGAUCCCACCGUAUCUGGUCCUCUUCGAGAGAUACUACUGCUGGAGCCAGUGAGUCGAAUGGUAGUAGUAGCACGGCCUCACUACGACGGAUGAUCCGUCCCCCCUUGGACAAAGCGCGAUCACUUUUCGUCUUGCCCACCACGACUACAACUGGACAGAAUGUGGUGAUUUCAUACUGGGCCCCGCCAGCCCCGGUGCCGUUGGUAGCAGUGCAACCACUUUCUGCGGUGGAAAUGACGAGACGGAGAAUCGUUCGUGAAGAGUCGGGGUCUUUGUCUGUUGAGAGAAAACAUCGUCGAUGCCACUCGGAGCAACCACGGGCGUGGAGAAAGCCGAGUGCGAGUCUCUGGCCGCUGGAGGAGGAGUGAUUGUCUGGUUUAUUUUUAGUUGACGAGCCACGACGGCAGGUUUUUUGCUUCUAUCCUUGAUUGCGGUCUUUCUUUCUCUUUCUGGGUUGUGAUCUUCGGUUUUUUUUUUUUCUUCUUACUUCUUGUUCUUGCAUACGGGUUAGCAUGUGAAUUCGGAGUUAGAAGCGUGUUUUGAAUAAAAUAGAAAAGGGUAGAUAAGAAUCAACUUCCAGACACUACUAUUUCUAUUCAACGGAGUCUACAGGGGUACUGAAUGUCUGAGCUGCAACGGAAAAGACGUGCCGAUGAUUUUCUGCUUCUUCUUGGCAACGCUGGGGCCAAAGGACCCGUGAUGUAAUGUGGAGAUAAAUUGGCGAAGAGCCUCAAGUCGGACUGCGCUAGAAGUUGCCCGGGGCAAAGUGAGUCAUUUUCAG
This is a messenger RNA of Aspergillus wentii DTO 134E9, 3443 nucleotides long. RefSeq lists its product as uncharacterized. The record is from RefSeq and is a predicted model, not a curated record. The coding region runs from base 1 to 3030 and encodes 1009 amino acids. Lineage: Eukaryota; Fungi; Ascomycota; Eurotiomycetes; Eurotiales; Aspergillaceae. The transcript is spliced from 8 exons.